UUUAGAAUAGGCUGAGACAAACUAAAUUAAAUAAAUGACAGAAUAAAAUGAUGUUAUCAGUUAUAAGGCAGUUAAGGCCUUUACAUGCAAUAAAUUCGACUGGACAAUUUUUAAGAGUUUCCCAAAUUAAUUGCAUAUUUACUCUUAAGUUCUCAGUAUAUACUGUGCAAAAUGGAAGAACUCAGUGGUCUUACACUAGACCGAAAAAUACUCACAUGCACAUGGACCUUGAAAAGCACUUGAUUGAUGGAAAGUUUUAUCGCAACCAAAAAAAAGGUGGUCGAGGUGAGGAUGGUCGCAUUAAAAUCAGACACAUUGGUGGUGGCCACCAGAGAAAUUGGAGAAUAGUUGACUUAGUACGUGUGCCUCUCUUAAAUGAUGAACAGCCUAAAGUUAUCAAGGAUAGGAUAUUACAAAUUGGAUAUGAUCCUUUUCGUACAGCAAAUAUUGCAAAAGUUGCUGGAAAUGGAAGCAAUAAAACAAAAUUAAUCAUUUGCCCUCAUUUAGCAAAAAUUGGUGAUAUAUUAACUGCUUCGCGUGAGAAACCUGAAUCGUUAGCAAGAAUGAUACCUGGUGAUGCAUAUCCAUUAGAAUAUUUACCUAUAGGUACAAUGGUACACAAUAUUGAAUCAACUCCUGGUGGAGGUGCUAAAUAUGCACGUGCUGCUGGAAUGUAUGCAACAAUUGUUCAAAGAACUCCAGAAAAUCAAAUUGUACUUAAAUUUAAUGGUGGUGCUCGAACUGAAGCUCUUGUAGACAUGAAAUGUUUGGCUGUAAUUGGAAGAGUAUCAAAUAUUGAUAAAAAGAAUGAGAUUAUUGGAAAAGCCGGUAGAAGUAGGUGGCUGAAUCGUCGGCCUAGGGGACAAACUGGAAAAGAUCGAUGGCAUCAUAAGAAAAAAGUUCGAUAAUAGUACUGUUGCAAUAAUAUAUAUAUAUAUAUAUAUAUAUAUAUAUAUA
Molecule: messenger RNA, 957 nt
Organism: Hydra vulgaris (swiftwater hydra)
Lineage: Eukaryota; Metazoa; Cnidaria; Hydrozoa; Anthoathecata; Hydridae
Product: large ribosomal subunit protein uL2m
Biological process (GO): mitochondrial translation
Cellular component (GO): ribosome; mitochondrial large ribosomal subunit
Molecular function (GO): RNA binding; structural constituent of ribosome
Source: RefSeq, a predicted model, not a curated record